UACUUGGAUGCAGGGGUCUCCUUCCCAGAGUACCAAGAGCUUACCACGGAGGAGAGAACCCACGCAGGGCGCAUUGUGUCGAGAUCAGCCCCUAGCGACGGUGUUAUAAGGAAUUGAGAAGCACCCCUCUUCGCAAAAAUAUUGCUCGUGACAGGCGUUGCAUGCGCAAUGAACGGUUUUGCUGUUGAUUCCAAGAAGCCUACCUUAUAAAAUGAGUCCGCAUCAUUCCCUGACAUCUUCCUUCGAGAGAGGGCUGGAAUCUCAGUUCCCUGCUAUCGUCAGCCUUGGAAGGAGGAGCCUCUAAAACUGAGACAGGCUGCUGUGGAAAGAGGAUUGUUGACCCUCCCCACCCUGCUCAUUCCCUGAGGAUCCGCCCUGUUGCUGGUUGGGUGUCGCUCCCCGCUCUGCCUGGUGUGGCCCUUGGGAGUUUUGUGUCUCGUGAACGUGCACCUACACACACCCAGUGCGUACAGAGUGCGAUAGUGCAGCUGCCAUGACGGACGCAGUGAUGGGCGGUAGCUCGGACCGCUGGGUACCCAACGACAGGCAGAGGAGCAUGCAUGCCAAUGAUAAGGAACAGGGUAACUGGACCAACCAGGUCAGGCCUGGUCCCGGCGGUCCGGACCUGACUGACGAGGAGAAGGAGAUCAUUAACGGUGUGAUCGCCCGGGCUGAGAAGAUGGAGGCCAUGGAGCAGGAGAGAAUUGGGCGCCUGGUGAACCGUCUAGAUGACAUGAAGAAGACGGUGUGUGGGGACGGGGUGAACCGCUGUCUGCUGUGUGGGGAGCAGCUGGGUGUGCCAGGGGUCAGCUCAGUGGUGUGUGAGGACUGCAAAAAGCACAUGUGCACCAAGUGUGGAGUGCAGAGUGGCAGCCGGCCGUGCUCUGUGUGGCUCUGCAAGAUCUGCAGCGAACAGCGAGAGGUGUGGAAGCGAUCUGGUGCCUGGUUCUUUAAAGGCUUCCCCAAGCAGUUCCUGCCCUCGCCCAUGCCCAUCUCCAAGUCCAGAGAGUCAAGCGCCCAUCGGGCCUCAGAGCCCCAGGAGCCAGCAGCCUCUGACCCCAGGGCUGCUGGUGAUCAGCCCCGGCCACAGGCACAGGCCGGAGGACCAGAGGCACAGGGGCGUGCUGGUAAACUACCUGUGGCCCAUAAGCCGACAGAGGUUCGCAUUGCCACUGGUGGGGCUAGUCUUGGUUACACUGAGGGAGGUGCCCAGAACAGCCCAGUGGUGCUGCAGAAGGCUGUUACAGUCCAGAGCUCCAGGCCCCCUCCAGCAGCAUCAGCCAAGCAGGCUCCACUGGAGACGGAGGAUAGAGUGCCUCCUGCAGUGCGGGAGGAGAAGAGACAGCCUGUAGCCUACAACCCCCCUCCUGCUCGACAACAAGCCCCCCCGCCUGAGGAGGAGGAGGAUGCAAACAGCUAUGACUCGGAUGAGGCCACCACUCUAGGCGCCCUGGAGUUCAGCUUGCUUUAUGAGCAGGAGAACAACAGCCUCCACUGCAACAUCCUUAAAGCCAAGGGACUGAAGCCCAUGGACUCCAACGGACUGGCUGAUCCAUAUGUCAAGCUGCAUCUGCUGCCAGGGGCCAGUAAGUCCACCAAGCUACGCACCAAAACCCUGAGAAACACCCGUAACCCUGCCUGGAACGAGACCCUGGUCUACCAUGGUCUCACAGAUGAGGAUAUGCAGCGCAAGACUCUCAGGAUCUCUGUCUGUGAUGAGGACAAGUUUGGACAUAAUGAGUUUAUCGGAGAAACUCGCAUUGCACUGAAGAAAUUGAAGAUCAACCAGAAGAAAAACUUCAACGUGUGUCUAGAGAGAGUUGUCCCUACAAAGAAGACUGCAACAGCUGGAGGGGCUCGAGGCAUUUCGCUCUACGAGGAUGAGGGUGGGAAGGAGGGUGGAGAUGUGGAGGAGCGUGGUCGUAUCCUUAUCUCCCUCAUGUACAGCACCCAGCUGAACCGCCUGCUUGUGGGUGUGGUGCGCUGCGUUCACCUGGCCUCCAUGGACACCAAUGGAUACUCUGACCCAUUCGUCGAAAUAUGCCUGAAACCUGAUAUGGGGAAGAAGGCCAAGAACAAAACAAAUAUCAAGAAGAAAACCCUGAACCCAGAGUACAACGAGGAAUUUAGCUAUGACAUCAAGCACAGCGACCUGGCUAAGAAGACCCUGGACAUCUCAGUGUGGGACUACGACAUUGGGAAAUCCAAUGAUUACAUCGGUGGGUGCCAGCUGGGCAUCACAGCUAAAGGGGAGCAGCUGAAGCACUGGUAUGAGUGCCUGAAGAACAAGGACAAGAAGAUAGAGCGCUGGCACACGCUGUUGAAUGAGAAUCCUGUCAACAGCAACUAACCCCCACCCUGCAUGAGCUAAGUCCUCUCCCUCUACACUCAGCCCCCUAUCCUCUCUCACAUUACCCUGUCUAACCUCCCUCCACACCUCCCAAGAACCUUCAUUUUAGAUUUAGUUUUAUUUUACUUACCGGUAGUCUUCCUGUCUGGUGUCUGCAUUCUUUCUUGCCCUCAACCCAACCCACCACAUGCACCCUUCCCAUCCUCCAUGUUGUCCCAGGUGUGAUAUUUCCUUCUCCUAUCUCUCCCCCUUUACUGAGACUUAUCUACCAAGGGGAUUCCCCAAGAGGCAAAACCUGGUAUACUUUAAAAAUCAUCCUUCAAAAUCAACUUAGGGAUUCAACAAUUUAAGACAAAAAAAUAUGUUGUUUGACAUUGCAGUAUACAGUUGCAUUGAGACGAUCAUGCCUGUUGAAGGUGUUAUUGAACUUGACACAUCCCAAACUAAAUAAAAUCAAUUUGAAAUGCACUAGCACAAAAGACGAUGAAGCAAAUAUGUUAUUGCAUUCUAUGUGGGAUAAAAUCUACAGCACCCAUUGAACUAUGAAGUUCAUUAGACUGGCAGGUUGUAAUCCUUGAUUUCUGGUAAAAUGACACCAUGCGGUAUUAUUACCACUUGUAUGAGAAUGCAAAACCACAUGAAAACACUGAGGACACACAGCUGUUUAUUUAAUGAUAUCUAAUGAAUAUUAUGGCAUUCUCAUGAAGAAGGUUUACAUGUUGCUGAUCUUCUGAAGUUGAGGAUAAAAAUAUUCUGGACUAUGAAAAAGGGUAUGAUUCACAAAUCAAUUGACUGACAUUUAGUUUGGAGAGUAUAUUUCUUAGUUUUUUAAUUUAUUACUUACUAAAUAGGCAAUUUAAGGAACUCAUAUUUAUUUAUUUCAGUAUCAGUUUAAAUAUUUUGAAUGAUAGCACUCCAGGUAGAAGAAAAUGUACUCACUUUCUGUCAAGUGUUCACUUUUAGUCCUUAUUUGAGUCCUGUUUAUAGCACCCUGGUCUCAUAGACUAGACUUAACAUAGUAAAUGUAAAUCCAGGACACUCAAAUUAGUAUGAUAUGUUAUG
Molecule: messenger RNA, 3412 nt
Organism: Coregonus clupeaformis (lake whitefish)
Lineage: Eukaryota; Metazoa; Chordata; Actinopteri; Salmoniformes; Salmonidae
Product: rabphilin-3A
Exons: 19
Coding region: 494-2350 (618 amino acids)
Biological process (GO): intracellular protein transport
Cellular component (GO): membrane
Molecular function (GO): small GTPase binding
Source: RefSeq, a predicted model, not a curated record